Strongylus vulgaris is the source of this 207-nucleotide messenger RNA. The record is from the annotation of a GenBank genome assembly. Lineage: Eukaryota; Metazoa; Nematoda; Chromadorea; Rhabditida; Strongylidae.
GUACAGACUGAAGCACAACAAUUAGGAGAAGGUCCUGUUCCCAAAGAUGAGAUAGAGGAGUUAGAAGAAGAGGAUACAGAGUCUACCUUUACACCAGAAUCUGUUAAGCCACAUUUACAGCACAGUAAACGUGUGCCUCCUAAGAAAAUGCCCUUUGUUGGAUCAGGACAAAAGGUGGACAUAGAGAGCAAAGAGAUUUCAAUGUAA